CAAGUAGGAGUGGGAGGGAGACGCCGAGGCACACAAGAUGGCGGCGGCUGGACAGGGCGGGAGAUCUGGUGGCGGCGGAGGCAGUAGUGGAGCUGGCGGUGGCUCGAGCUGCGGGACAGGCAGCGGCCGCAGCGGCUUGUUGGACAAGGUGGAUUUCUGUCUCCUGGUUGGACUAUCAAGCUUAAUCUUAAAGUCCAGCUUUUGUAUCUUAGUAAUUGAGAACACAGGCUCUGGAGCCAGGCCAUCUGUCUUUGAAUCCUGCCUGCCACUUACCAGACAUGGAUACAGUUGGAGAGGGGAAAAGAAGCAACUUGCCCAAGACCACACAUGGAAGAUUGAUGAUAAGCCUGUGAAAAUUGACAAAUGGGAUGGAUCAGCUGUGAAAAAUUCUUUGGAUGAUUCUGCCAAAAAGGUACUUCUGGAAAAGUACAAGUAUGUGGAGAAUUUUGGUCUAAUUGACGGUCGCCUCACCAUCUGUACCAUCUCCUGUUUCUUUGCCAUAGUGGCUUUGAUUUGGGAUUAUAUGCACCCUUUUCCAGAGUCCAAGCCUGUUUUGGCGUUGUGUGUCAUAUCAUAUCCUUUAUUUAUACUCAGGUUUGUUUUCUAGUGACUAUUUUAAAAUCUUUACUGUUAACCUCCCUGUUUCCUACAAAAAACAAACUUUGAUCUGGGGGUCUGCCAAUGUUAGAAUUUAAUAUUAUCAGCUAUGGAAAUCUGUAAAUUUAUCUAGUAAUUAUCACUGACAUUUUAGAUUUAAUAUGUUUAUUUUAUCUUUAAUUCUAUUUAGUUAUUAAUAGAGGUCAUAAUCCAGGUGUGAGUACCUGAUAGCAAAACACAAUUAUGAUGACCUAGCUCUUCUUAUUUCUAGUCUAGAACUUCUCCCAUUAGACCAGGUUGCUUCAAGCCACUCAUACCAGGAUAUUAGGAAAGGAUCAGAUAUUGAAGGUUAGAUCUGUGUCAGGUUUCCUUGAAGCUGGGGGGCUGGACUGGGAGUUACUGAGCAUGAGGUAUAUAGGUGUGGCUUGUGUAACAGUGGGAAUAAGAACCUAUUGUGGAACUAGAGAAACGUGGGUUCGAAAUCCAGGUGGUUUUGUGAUCUUGUGCUAAUAAGAACUCUUUUUUGGAACUGUUUGAAUGUUGCUCAUUUGUAAAUAUGGGUAAUAUACACUCAGAAUUAUCAUUUUGGUAGGCAGUUUACUUUUCUUAACAGUGUUACCACAAUCUGAAAUAUUUCUAAAGUCUUCACUUUGGGAAUUUCUCUUCAAAGGUAUUUUGCAAGCCAUUUAAUAAAUCACGUUCUGGUCAAAAAUGCUAUUAUCCAAAUUGAUCCCAAAUCAUAGUCCCCAGACGUGGCAUCUACAAAUCAUCUCAUUAUGAAAUUUUUCACUAUACUUUCCUGCCUCUCACUGUCAUACAAUUUAAAUUAUACAGUGUAUACAAAGCUCUUAUGCCAAUUUCUGGCACAUAAUAGGUUCUCAAAAUAGUAGUUAAUACUGUCAAAAACUGAAUAUAAUAAGUUCCAUGUAUAUGAAGUAAUUGUUCUUAUAGUAAGUUAAUCUGAAGUCACUUCUCUUUUAAUGACUCAUGAAAUUGGUUGAGUUUGGUUAAGUUCACUGUGAUUAUUAGGUUUGUAUUUUAUAGAGAAAUAAGCCCAAGUCUUGACAAACUAGGUAACAGGAUCUUCUUAUACAUGUUACUAUUGAACAGAAAAAAUGAGAGCCGGUUUAUGCCCUUCCCUUUUGAAUUUCCCCUUUGAACACAAAAGGUAAGAGCUGGUUUUCUUUCUUUCCCUUUGAAGUUCCCCUUUGAAGUAUUCUAACCUAAGAGCCUUGCUUCUCUUGGUACAUAGACAUAAGAAUGAAAAUGAAAUGGCUAAAUAUUCAGUGUUUUUACAGCAAGACAGAAAUCUUUAGUGGUGUUUGUAGCCCUUGCUUGUCAAUAUGUGUUAGUUCUCUUUUGUGAGUAUGUUUGUGUGUUUUCCCCUUAACCUUAUUCGAACCUAUUUUGUGAUGAUGGGGAUCCUGACCAUUUAUACCUCAUAUAAGGAGAAGAGCAUCUUUCUCGUGGCCCACAGGAAAGAUCCUACAGGGAUGGAUCCUGAUGAUAUUUGGCAACUGUCCUCCAGUCUCAAAAG
Molecule: messenger RNA, 2134 nt
Organism: Myotis daubentonii (Daubenton's bat)
Lineage: Eukaryota; Metazoa; Chordata; Mammalia; Chiroptera; Vespertilionidae
Gene: SPCS2
Product: signal peptidase complex subunit 2
Exons: 5
Coding region: 38-607 (189 amino acids)
Biological process (GO): protein targeting to ER
Cellular component (GO): membrane; signal peptidase complex
Source: RefSeq, a predicted model, not a curated record